Molecule: messenger RNA, 261 nt
Organism: Strongylus vulgaris
Lineage: Eukaryota; Metazoa; Nematoda; Chromadorea; Rhabditida; Strongylidae
Source: the annotation of a GenBank genome assembly
AUGUUGGUAUUAAACUGCGGCGGCGACGUUCGCGAAGUUCAGGUCCAUUACUCGUUACCAGCUGAGAAUUCAGCUGGUCCAUCCGCACAACGAACAUGUCAGCCCAUCUGGUCGGUGGCCUUCCUCGAGGACGUUUGGCUUCGCGAGGACUCCACUCCAAAAUUCUUAGUGUCCAUCUGUCGUCUGUCCUUAUAUAUGACCAGUCCAUCGAUGCGUUGCCUUAGAGACGUAUUCCGCUGGUACGCGAAGACGAGACAUUGA